Messenger RNA from Psylliodes chrysocephalus, 2843 nucleotides. NCBI's taxonomy places the organism in Eukaryota, Metazoa, Arthropoda, Insecta, Coleoptera, Chrysomelidae. The record is from the annotation of a GenBank genome assembly.
UGACUGUCAUAUAUCAAAACUAGAAAUAGAAUCCCAGAAUUAUUAAAUUUAUAAUUACCUGAUUAACUAUCCUUCCUCCAUGAUAAUUACUUUGAGUACAUAGUCACCUCACCUGUGAUUUUCACUAAUUUUAUUCCUAAAAAUGCAUGAGGCUUACCUAGUUUCGUCUCUUUUGAAAGUGACGUAUCAAAUAGAAUCUAUAGCAGCUUAUGAUGAAAAUCUGCUUGUUGGAACUAGACAGGGCCAUUUAUGCAUGUAUAGCUUACUAAGAAAUGAUGAUAAAUGCGAAGUCCAAUUAAUGAGAUACAAUAAAUCAUUCAGUAAGAAAGCUGUACAACAAUUAGAAGUUAUAUCUGAAAAUAACUUGUUAAUUAGUUUAACAGAUAAUUUAAUUCAAGUUCAUGAUCUUAAUGCCAUUCAUUUUACAACUUUACAUCAGGUCCAGAAGUCUAAAGGCGCAACAUUUUUUACUAUUAAUAUUAAGAAGCAAACAUCCCUGACAGGUGAAUUAACUGUUCUGGUUCGAAUGGCUGUAGCAGUUAAGAGAAAAAUCCAGUUGUAUUAUUUAAAAAACAACGAAUUUUUAACAUUAAUGGAUGAUAUCAGUUUAAAUGAUAUUCCUAAAUCUUUGGUUUGGUGUCAAGAAGCUAUUUGUAUUGGUUACAGAGGAGAAUAUGCCUUAUUACAGUUAGAUGGCAAACAAACUGACCUUUUUCCAACAAGCAGUACACGAUCAAAUGAACCAUGUAUGGUUCGUGUCUCUGAUACAACUUUUGCUCUGUGUAGAGAGUCUCAAACUGUUCUAGUCAAUGUAAACGGAGAAACAGAGCGAAAUAAGGCCUUAAGAUGGUCAGAUGUGCCUGUUAUGUUAGCUUGGGAUGAGCCUUAUGCUCUUGGAAUUUUGACAGACUCUGUUGAGAUUUUGACUUUAGAGCCAAGCAGCUUGGUGCAAACUCUAACAGACCUUCCUAAAGUAAGGUUCAUAGUAUCUGCCCAAAAACAAGGUUUACUUUAUGCUGCUUCCAUAAGUCAGAUAUGGUGUAUCCAAGCAGUCGAUGUAGCAAGGCAAAGGGAGGUGCUUGUCAAUGCUAAACAUUUUCAGCUUGCCUUAAAACUAACUCAAAUUUCGAAAGAAUCGGAAGACGAGAAGCAAGAAAAAAUCCAUCACAUUCAAACGCUCCUAGCCUAUGAUUUAUUCCAUAGGAAACAGUUCCAUGAAAGUAUGAAGGAAUUUUUAAUAUUAGGCACCGAUGCUUACGAUGUCAUCCGCUUGUUUCCCGAUUUGUUACCCCAACAGCAGCAGGGUGUCGAUGUCCCAGAACCCGUCAGGGAUUUGACCGAAAAAGAAUUGGAAACUAGCAGAUUGGCGCUAAUUGAUUACUUGACUGAAAUAAGACGUAUCAAAUCUUCUGAAACAUCACAGGGAAACAUUAACGCCACUGGCAACCUCGGUGACAAACACACCAGUAAAUCAAUCAAUCAGCUACUCCAAAUCAUCGAUACCACUCUACUAAAGUGCUACCUACAGACCAACGAUGCUCUGGUGGCCCCCCUCCUUCGUCUCAACCAUUGCCACUUGGUCGAGACCGAGAAAGUUCUCAAGAAAAUGGGCAAACACAAUGAACUCAUUAUCUUGUAUCAAACCAAAGGGCAGCACAGAAGGGCUUUGGAACUGUUGCAAUCAGAAGGCAGCAUCGAACGAACUGUCAACUAUCUCCAGCAUUUGGGAGCAGAAAAUAUGGGAUUGAUUUUGGAGUUCUCCGAUUGGGUGCUUACCGAGUCGCCCGAAGAAGGACUGAAGAUAUUCACGGAAGAUAUAGUCGAGGUAGAAUCCCUACCCAGACCCAGGAUUCUAGAUUUUCUUCUCAAAUCCCACAAAUCCGUGGUAAUUCCAUACUUGGAGCACGUCGUCCACAUCUGGGAAGAUACAAACCCGCUUUUCCAUAAUGCUCUGGUGCAUCAGUAUCGAGAAAAAGUUGUCAACGAAGGCCCUGCCGCGUCCGAACAUACCAGAAAGAAGUUAUUGCAGUUUUUGGAGAACAGCAAGCAGUACACUUCCGAAAAUAUAUUAAGCAGUUUCCCCACUGAUAUUCUGUUGGAGGAAAGGGCCAUUAUAUUGGGAAGACUGGGGAAGCACGAACAGGCCCUUACCAUUUAUGUUAGGGCUUUGGGUGACAUCAAAAAGGCUGAACGUUAUUGUGAUAAGAUUUAUGAAAAAAACAUUACGGGUUGUCAAAGUGUCUAUGUUUCCCUCAUCAAAUUAAUUCUAAACCCGGAUAGCUGCCCCUUAUCCCUCCCAGGUUUAAAUCUAUCACCGAAAACCGCUCAGCCCGACUUAGAAUUAGCCCUAAGGCUUCUAGAAGAGCAUGCCAUUCAUAUGAAUCCGUUGGAAGCUUUAUCCAUACUACCAGACAGUGUUCCUGUAUCCAGAAUCCACAAAUUUCUGUUGGUGGCCCUGCAAAAAGUUAUACAAGAACGUAGGAGUAUGCAACUCAUGAAAGGACUCCUUUAUGCCGAGCAUUUGCAGUUCCAAGAGCAAAAAUUGACUUUGCAAAGUCAGCACGUGCUGGUUACCGAAUUGAAUGUUUGUCCUGUGUGCAAAAAGAGAUUUGGGAAUCAAAGUGCUCUGGUGAGAUAUCCAAAUGGAGAUGUAGUUCAUUAUUCAUGCCAGGACAAAAAAUAAUUACUAGCUUUAGGUUUUUUGUAGAUAAUUUUGAGUUACCUUGUAUUAAUUUUAUAAAUUGUAUCGUUUCAUACCUUAAUUAAAUUAUGUAUAAAAAUUAUAUGCAUUGUAAGUUUUAUAUUUAUAUGUUACAAAAUUGUGAUAUUUAGCUUAAUAUAUU